UAUAAUGAUGUAGUGUUAUAAAUACUACCGCUUGCAUAGCUCUCAGUUCUGACUAAUUUUAAUGAUGAAGUGAUGAGUUGGUGUUUUAUUUAUAAUGCAUUGGUUUAUCGAAGUUCUGCUACUCAUCUCAUUCCUAUUGUACCUUCUACAUCUAUACAUAUCCAGAAAUUAUGAUUAUUGGCAAAAGAGGAAUGUGCCCUUCAUCAAACCCAAACCUUUUGUGGGCAACAUGGGUGAUAUCUUACUGCAAAAGUACAACAUGAGUAGUUUCUUCGAGAAGCUCUACAAUGAUAUGGACGCUCCAUUCUUCGGGAUUUUCGUAUUUUCCAAGCCUGCUCUUAUAGUCAAAGACGUGAAACUUCUGAAAAAUAUCUUCGUGAAGGACUUCGAUCAUUUUAUGGACCGUAACACGUUGGCCGCUGAGUACGACCCUGUUACCGCCCACAUGCUGUUCAUUGAAAAAGGAGAGGAAUGGAAGUUGAUGAGAUCGAAGAUCAGCCCUUUCUUCAGCCCUUCGAAGCUGAAGGCAAUGUUCGGGGCAAUCGAUAACCUUGGCGUAUCUUUGCGUCGUCAUAUCGACGCUUGCCCGAACAGGUCCGGCCUGGACGUGAAAGAAUUGAGCAGUAAAUUUUCGGUUGACGUGAUUGCAAAGUGUGUUUUCGGUAUUGAUGCCAAAUCGUUGGAAAUCGAGGAUGGCGAUUUUCUCAGAAUUGCUCAUAAGAUUUACGAUACCAGGCCUAUAACAUCCUUCAGAUUCUUGUGUUAUUUUUUCUUCCAUUCGUUCGCGCGGAUUUUCAAAAUGAAGCUCUUUGACGCAGAUGUUGUAACUUUUUUGAGAAGGGUUUUCUGGGAAUGCAUCGAACUGAGGGAAAAAAACAACGUGAGGGGAAAUGAUCUUAUAGAUAUUAUUGUGGACCUGAGGAAGAAUAACGAGCUAUCUGAACGUAUCAAAUUUGAUGGUGAUAAAGUUAUAGCCCAAGCUUUAUUAUUCUUCGUAGCAGGUUUUGAAACAACGGGGUCAACAAUUGCUUUCACUCUUCAUUCUCUGUGUACAAAUCUGGAUAUACAAAGAAAACUCAGGGAAAAUAUACGUGAUAUUAUCAAAAAACACGGUGGGCAACUAACAAUGGAAUCCAUAGAGAAUAUGGAUUACCUUGACAAUGUAAUAAAAGAAACCUUGAGGAAAUACUCACCUGUCCCUGUAAUUGAUAGGGUAUGCACUAAAGACUAUAAAAUACCUGAAACCGACAUUGUAAUAGAGAAAGGAAUUAUUACUUUGGUGCCACCAUAUGGAUUUCAAAAAGAUCCAAAAUAUUUUGAUAAUCCUGAGAAAUAUAUUCCAGAAAGAUUCGAGUCUAUAAAAGAAGAUAUGUUUUAUAUGCCAUUUGGACAUGGACCCAGGAACUGUAUAGAUGGUGAUAAAGUGAUAGCCCAAGCUUUAUUAUUCUUCGUAGCAGGUUUUGAAACAACGGGGUCAACAAUUGCUUUCACUCUUCAUGCUCUGUGUUUAAAUCUGGAUAUACAAAGAAAACUCAGGGAAAAUAUACGUGAUAUUAUAAAAAAACACGGUGGGAAACUAACAAUGGAAUCCAUAGAGAAUAUGGAUUACCUUGACAAUGUAAUAAAAGAAACCUUGAGGAAAUACUCACCUGUCCCUAUAAUUGAUAGGGUAUGCACUAAAGACUAUAAAAUACCUGAAACCGACAUUGUAAUAGAGAAAGGCAUCAUUACUUUGGUGCCACCAUAUGGAUUUCAAAAAGAUCCAAAAUAUUUUGAUAAUCCUGAGGAAUAUAUUCCAGAAAGAUUCGAGUCUAUAAAAGAAGAUAUGUUUUAUAUGCCAUUUGGACAUGGACCCAGGAACUGUAUAGAGGGUGAUAAAGUGAUAGCCCAAGCUUUAUUAUUCUUCGUAGCAGGUUUUGAAACAAUGGGAUCAACCAUUGCUUUCACUCUCCAUGCCCUGUGUUUAAAUCUGGAUAUACAAAGAAAACUCAGGGAAUAUAUACGUGAUAAUAUCAAAAAACACGGUGGGAAACUAACAAUGGAAUCCAUAGAGAAUAUGGUUUACCUUGACAAUGUAGUAAAAGAAACCUUGAGGAAAUACUCACCUGUCCCUAUACUUGAUAGGGUAUGCACUAAAGACUAUAAAAUACCUGAAACUGACAUUGUAAUAGAGAAGGGCAUUAUAACUUUGGUGCCGCCAUAUGGAUUCCAAAAAGACCCAAAAUAUUUUGAUAACCCUGAGGAAUAUAUUCCAGAAAGAUUCGAGUCUAUAAAAGAAGAUAUGUUUUAUAUGCCAUUUGGACAUGGACCCAGGAAUUGUAUAGGUCGACGUUUUGGUCUUAUAGCUGCCAAGUUAGCAAUUUUACAAAUUUUAAAAGAAUUUGAACUUCAUUCUACCGAUGAAACACCAGUUAACCUUGAGUUCAGCCCAGCAUCUACGAUUCCUCAGCCCAUUCAGCAGUUAAAAAUGAGUUUUAUCAACACAGAUCCAUUGUUUUGAUGGAAUUGAAAUGAAAUAAUGUAAUAAUAUUGUUAUUGUAGAUUUAUUUCAAAUGAAAAAUUUAGUUUGAGCUAGGCAAUUCUCUAUUGACUCAAUUUUUAAUUUAAAUUUCUAUCAAUAAUGAGUAUUAUCAGAAACCUUUCAAGAUUUAAUAAAUAUUUUGUUUAUGGAAUGAAAUAUAAAACUCAUAAUA
Harmonia axyridis is the source of this 2693-nucleotide messenger RNA. RefSeq names its product cytochrome P450 6j1-like. Bases 95 to 2500 code for a protein of 801 amino acids. Lineage: Eukaryota; Metazoa; Arthropoda; Insecta; Coleoptera; Coccinellidae. The record is from RefSeq and is a predicted model, not a curated record. The transcript is spliced from 8 exons. Gene Ontology annotation, molecular function: oxidoreductase activity, acting on paired donors, with incorporation or reduction of molecular oxygen; monooxygenase activity; iron ion binding.